Molecule: messenger RNA, 550 nt
Organism: Prorocentrum cordatum
Lineage: Eukaryota; Dinophyceae; Prorocentrales; Prorocentraceae
Source: the annotation of a GenBank genome assembly
AGCAGGAGCGGGCUUGACUGCUGAGCCGCCUGCCACGCCGGCUCGGAGCAAGGUCUGUUGCCCAGCGCAGCCGCCCGCCCCACCAACUGUAGCCUCGCUCUCGAGGAGGCCUGCUGCCCAAGGGAUCAUCUCAAGAUGGGCUGCGGCAAGUCAGCGCCAGCGGCAGCGCCAGCGGCAGCGCCAGCGGCAGCGCCAGCGGCGGCAGCGCCGGCUCCAGCGGCACCAGCCCCUGCGGCCACGGGCAAGGGCAAGGGCAAGGGCAAAGGCAAGGGCAAGGGCUCUGCCAACAAGGGCAAGGUGGGUAAGUUCCAGAUCAUGCUGUCGGGCACGUGGACGGACUACUCCGCGGAGGAGGACGGCGUCUUGAAGAAGGCCUAUCUCGUUGGGCAGAAGAAUUGCAAGUGCCCAGGCGCGGGCAGGACUACGAGUACAGCUUCCAGCAGAUGAAGCAGACGAACCUGGGCACCAAGAAAGUCCCGGGUUUCGCAGUCAUCUAUCCAUGUGUGGGUGCAUCCUACAAACUUGGAGUGGUACAAAAAAUGUCUCCGGC